AAAUAAUCAGUGAGCCUGUCUGAGCAUCUGAUAUAAAAAGGCUCACACAGGCGUCUCCUCACCACAGCUCAGACACUGCAACAGAUCUGCACUGAAAACCUCUUCUCCACCUCAGAAUGGACUUCCAAAUCUUCUCCCUGGUGAUGUUGUUGCUGGCCUGUGUGGAACAGAGCCUGGCCUCCUGCAUGGUGGACAGCUUCACAGUGAAAACAGACUUUGACCAAGCAAGAUAUGCAGGAAAGUGGUACGCUCUGCAGAAGAAGGACCCUGAGGGUUUGUUCCUGCAGGACAACAUCUCUGCUGAGUACACAGUCGGAGAUGAUGGAGCCAUGGUCGCCUCCUCCAGGGGCAGAGUUACUCUCUUUGGGUUCUGGGUGGUGUGCGCCGACAUGGCCGCUCAGUACUCCGUGCCCGACCCCACCUCCCCCGGCAAGAUGUUCAUGAACUACCAGGGACUGGCCAGCUACCUGUCCAGCGGCGGUGACAACUACUGGGUCAUUGACACAGACUACGACAACUACGCCAUCACCUACGCCUGCCGCACCCUGAAGGAUGAUGGAAGCUGCGACGACGGCUACUCCCUGGUCUUCUCCCGCAACCCCCGCGGCCUCCCCCCCGCCAUCCAGAGGGUCGUCCGCCAAAAACAGGAGGAAAUCUGCAUGGUCGGCGAGUUUCAGCCUGUGCUGCAGACUGGAGCCUGCUAAACUUCUUCUUCUGGAGUUUCUGUAUUUACCGCAUUGAUCAUCCUGCCCAAAAUGAAGACAGAGCCCUUCUCAAAGAAAGACGAAUAAUAAUGUUAUGCUUAUGAUGUUGAAACGUCACAGGAGAGACUUAUCAGAUAAAUCAAAUUAAAGGUCCCAUGAAAAAUGUAAAUGAACACUGCCAAUGACAAGAUUGAAACAAAUGUACCAACAUUCAAUGAAAAGUAUUAUCGGUUGAGGUAAUGAGAGGAAAUAAUCAACAACGUAGUAUUUUCAUGCAUCUGAUCUGUGUAAUCAUUCUAAUGGUGACAAUACAUUUUGUAAAGAAA
Eleginops maclovinus (Patagonian blennie) is the source of this 1030-nucleotide messenger RNA. RefSeq names its product purpurin-like. The record is from RefSeq and is a predicted model, not a curated record. Gene Ontology annotation, molecular function: retinoid binding; retinol transmembrane transporter activity. The transcript has 6 exons. Lineage: Eukaryota; Metazoa; Chordata; Actinopteri; Perciformes; Eleginopidae. The coding region runs from base 117 to 704 and encodes 195 amino acids.